AUGGCUGCUUUAGGAACCAGGCUGUCCAUAGGUGUCCGGAGAUUGCACCACAGCGUAGUAGCCAGUGGCGACCCCGCUGAGCAGGGGCAGGCUGCCAACCCUUCCGGCUAUGGGCCCCUCACGGAGCUCCCUGACUGGUCUUUUGUGGAUGGCCGCCCUGCACCCUCAAUGAAAGGCCAACUUCGAAGAAAAGCUCAAAGGGAGAAGCUUGCAAUUUAUUUUUAUUUAUAUGAGUACACUGUAGCUAGACCAGUUGUACUGCUGACACAGGGAAUGGAUGCUGGGUUACAGGUGUGGAAGCUCGGGCAGCAGAAAUUGCAGGAGGAAAGGAAGCAGGAACAUGAUCUUAAACCUGAAGGGACUUUACUGAGAAGUCCACUUCCAAAUCAAUAA
Mus pahari (shrew mouse) is the source of this 393-nucleotide messenger RNA. RefSeq names its product 39S ribosomal protein L52, mitochondrial-like. NCBI's taxonomy places the organism in Eukaryota, Metazoa, Chordata, Mammalia, Rodentia, Muridae. Gene Ontology annotation, cellular component: mitochondrial large ribosomal subunit. The transcript has 3 exons. Gene Ontology annotation, molecular function: structural constituent of ribosome. The record is from RefSeq and is a predicted model, not a curated record. Gene Ontology annotation, biological process: mitochondrial translation. The coding region runs from base 1 to 393 and encodes 130 amino acids.